Messenger RNA from Schistocerca piceifrons (Central American locust), 851 nucleotides. RefSeq names its product dihydrofolate reductase-like. The coding region runs from base 178 to 774 and encodes 198 amino acids. Lineage: Eukaryota; Metazoa; Arthropoda; Insecta; Orthoptera; Acrididae. Gene Ontology annotation, molecular function: dihydrofolate reductase activity; NADP binding. The record is from RefSeq and is a predicted model, not a curated record. Gene Ontology annotation, cellular component: mitochondrion. Gene Ontology annotation, biological process: tetrahydrofolate biosynthetic process; folic acid metabolic process; dihydrofolate metabolic process. The transcript is spliced from 2 exons.
GUCCCAAACAGGCUGGAAGUGUAGAUUCUCAACAAGAUUUGGAAGCCUUUAUAUCAACUGAGAAACAUUUAUUCCCAGCUGAAGAAAGUAACAGAAAAUUAACUGGAAAAAAUUACAGAUUAAGAAGAGAGAAAAUUAGAGCAGACAUACAGAAGUUUUGUCACCAUCAGCAUCAAUAUGGAGAAAUCUGUUAAGUUAGACCUUAUAGCAGCUGCUGAUAGAAAUAUGGGUAUUGGACAAAAGAAUAUGCUUCCAUGGAAGCUCACUUCUGAGUUCAAGUAUUUUCUCAAAAUUACAAAACCACCACAAGGACAAAGGAAUGUCAUAAUAGUUGGGCACAGAACAUGGGAAACAAUGGGAGAAGUGGCUACACGUCCCUUUCCUGGUGCAAUGAACAUAGUUAUUAGCAGGUCCAUGACUACUGUUCCUUCUGAUAUAUCUGACACAGUAGUGUGCAGUUCAUUGGACAAUGCAAUUAAUUUCAUCAAGAACCUCCAGCCUCAACCAUACAGAGUGUGGGUAUUGGGUGGAGCUCAGAUAUACAAACUUUGCUUGCUGUCACCUUAUUUUCAUCGUCUGUAUCUCACACGAAUCAAUCGAGUACAUCAUUGUGAUGCAUUUUUCCCUGAAGAAUUCAAAGUGGAAGAAUAUGUGAGGGUUCAGGAUCCAGAUGUCCCACAAGGUAUGCAGACUGAUGAGUUUGAUGGAACACAGUUUGAAAUUUAUGUUUAUGAAAGACGUAUACAAGAACAUCUAGCAAAAAAGAAAUUGUGACAGAAAUAACAACGUGAAAAGUAAAAUCACAGCCUCUAUCAACCAAAAACCACAAAUAAAUUUACUUUCUCACAUUA